Molecule: messenger RNA, 3244 nt
Organism: Mytilus californianus (California mussel)
Lineage: Eukaryota; Metazoa; Mollusca; Bivalvia; Mytilida; Mytilidae
Product: sorting nexin-12-like
Exons: 4
Coding region: 36-524 (162 amino acids)
Biological process (GO): endocytic recycling; late endosome to Golgi transport
Cellular component (GO): early endosome membrane; retromer complex
Molecular function (GO): phosphatidylinositol-3-phosphate binding
Source: RefSeq, a predicted model, not a curated record
UAGUAUUUGUGAAGUAGGAGUACCUGUGGUACACAAUGACCACUACACAAUCAGCAACAGCUCGAAUUCAGCCAAAGAAACAAACUUUAGAAGAUGCCUAUUCACCCCCUGCCAAUUUCUUAGAGAUAGAUAUUGCUGAUCCUCAAACUCAUGGGGUCGGGAAAAAACGAUACACAGACUAUGAAGUUAGAAUGACGACAAAUUUACCUGUAUUUAAAGUAAAAGAAUCUGGUGUACGAAGAAGAUACAGUGACUUUGAGUGGUUACGGAAUGAAUUAGAAAGAGACAGUAAGAUUGUGGUACCACCACUUCCUGGUAAAGCCCUGAAAAGACAGUUACCAUUCAGAGGUGAUGAUGGAAUAUUUGAGGAUGAAUUCAUUGAAGACAGAAGAAAAGGACUUGAACAAUUCAUAAACAAAGUUGCUGGCCACCCAUUAGCACAGAAUGAAAAAUGUUUGCACAUGUUUUUGAUAGAACCAGUGAUUGAUAAGAACUAUGUACCUGGUAAAAUAAGAACAACUUGAGGUCACCAAAAAACACCAUUUUAAUGUUGUGAAUAUUUCUGUACAUUUAUUCUGUUUUAUAGAGUUAGACUUCGUAUAAUUAUGGACAUACUUAAAAUGCAUUACCUUAGCAUUUGGUUUUUCCUUCAAAUUAGUGUAUUUAAAUUUUGACAAAGAAUGAGAAAGAAAGGAAAAAAUAUAACAAAAAAUCUAUUCAUAAUCAAUUUCUUUUAUUUUUAUAUACAUAUUAGCACACAAGGUCUUGCAUGAAGAAAAAAUGAAUGAUUGCCAAUAAUUAUCGCUUUGUGUAAACACGAUGUACAUUCACAAGUAGACUUUUGUUUACUUUUUUUUUUUUUGCAAUUUAUCUGAAUAAUAUUUUAAUUGUAAAGUUAAUUAUAAUCAAAUAAUAUAUAUUAUGUGUAUGUGUUUUAUAAAUAUACUUGCUACACUGUAAUAUCUAAAUGAUUAAGUUCUGAUUUACCUAGAUAUUAUGUUUACUUAUGUAAAUUGACACAUUUUUUGAACAAAAUUCUGAUUUACCUAGAUAUUAUGUUUACUUAUGUAAAUUAACACAUUUUUUUAACAAUAAUCUCGAAAACAAAUGCAUAUCACUGUGGGCGGGUACAUACUAAAACAUUGAUUUUAUAUUGGUAGAUAUGUAACAAAAUGAAGAUACUAAAUUGUAAUCUCACUUUCACAAUAAUAAGAAGUUCAAUUUAUUCAAGAUUAUUUACAAGAUGACAUUCCAUUAUCAUUUGUUUCAAGAUUGUUUUAGUUUUAAGGUUAUGGCUUGAAACUAUUUAUUUAUACUGACAUUUUUUGUGAUUAAAAUAUUAUUAUUCAAAAACUUCAGAAUACUUGUAUACAGUAAAUCAAACUAAUGUGAUGGUCAGAUUCACUAAUAUCUUAUUGUUUUCACUGUAAGUUUUAUUUAUAACUGUUACAUGACAGAUACUUUAAAUUCACAGAUUUUUGUGUGCAUGUAUUAUUGUGUAUUUUAAACAAUUGACACAAAUGCUAGAUUAAUUAGGUAUUGCAACUUUAGAAAUUGCUGCAUACAAAUAAUUCUAUCACAAUUUGAAAUGUGAGUUUAUCCUAUUGCAAUUUUAGAAAUAACAAAAACACUUCAAAACUUUUUGAAUUUACAGUACUGUAGUUGAUUUAUAUGUAGUAAAAAAUUGAUAUUAUCGAUUAGGGGAAGACAUUUAUUAGGUUUUACCCUCAUGAAAUAAAUGAACUUACACAUACAAUGAAUAUAAUCUGUGGAGAUGGAUUUUAAAACACAAUACAUGCUGGAAAUUUUAUUUCUGAAUUCAUGAUCACAAAAUGUAAACAUUGUUUACGUACAAGCUAUCCCACCAUUUACGUUAAUGAUCAAUCUGCAUGAUACAUGUCCUUUCCAGCACAAGCACUAAAAUAAUAAAAUAAUGUUGUAUAUGCAUUUUAAGUUACAAUACACUUAAGAACAUUGAGGUAAUCACAAAUGAAACAGGAUGAUUGCUGAUGAUAAUUUACUAUUGCCAGGUAUACCACUCUGAACUCUGUUAAUAUAAUCAUGUGGGGAAACAAUUGUGUGUCUGUACAGUAGAUAUCAGCCAGUUAUUCACUACAAGUAUGUUUGCGCAAGGAACUCAAAUAUUUCCUUGAAACCCUUCUCAUAGGGCAUUAUCAUUUUUUGUUUUGUUUGGGGCCAUAAUAACAAGCAAAUUAUUUUAAGUUCAGCAUCAAAGUUAAGUAUAAAACUACCAGCAUUAAGACAAAUAAUGUUUUGUGAAGUUUGAAUCAGUUUUUUAUUGCUCCUUUUGAGUUAAAAUUUUACUCUUGAUUCUGGAGAGCAAAGUUUUUUCAAUGAAAUAUAUUCACACAAACUUCAUGGGAAAUGUCCAGUUUAGAUAUCUAUUAUUUUCUUGCAAGUAUUGAAUUGGUAAAAUUGGUAUAAUAAAACUUGUGAUUCAAUGAAAUAUUUUAAAGCUUCUGUAGGCCACAAAAAAAAAUAGCUUCUCUGGUCAAUUCAUUAGAAAUUUAUAAUUAGACAGGUAGACGUUUUAUUUUUUUUUUUAAACUUCCUUGCAUGUCACCAACAAAAAUGCAAUCUUGAUUGACAGAUUUUUUCUUAUUACACUGGACAUCAAGUUUGAAAAGCUUUAAACUAUUGACAUAAAAAAAAUCUGUUGUUUUUUUUUACAUAGAUUGCUAUUUAUAAUUAGGAACUGGAAUGUAAUCUAGAAAUGACAACUUUUUAGAUUUUACCAGAUGCUUAUUCAUUGUAUUCAGGUUUUUUUUACUUGACUAUGUAUGAAAAUAAAUUCAUAUGUUUGUGUAUUGCUUUUUACAAAACUGGUAUUUUUCCCUUACCAAAUUACAGCUGAUACAACAUUUUUUGUCCACAUAAUGUAAUGAGAUUUAAGAUUGUAAUUGUAAAAAGAUGAAAUUACAUGGAAUCAUCUUGACCAUAGAAUUUUUUAUUUGGAAAAACCUAAACAGCAAAGAAAACAGUUGUCUGUCAGAUGUACUUCAUAAGUGAAGUUAAUGAAGAUCAAAUUAACAAAUGGAUUUUGGAAACAUGUACAGGUUGUUUUUAUUGGUAUUGAUGAAGUUUAAAGGACAUAAAGAAGUGAAUAAUUUGUUGUAGAAGAAAGUGAUAGAAAAUGUUUUGUAACUGUUGUUUAAGGUACACUGUAGUCUUUUCUCAAGAGAUUAUUUUAUGAAGAGGCUGAAAUAAAUAUUUAUUAUUUUGA